Messenger RNA from Eublepharis macularius, 12839 nucleotides. RefSeq names its product WD repeat and FYVE domain containing 3 (gene WDFY3). The record is from RefSeq and is a predicted model, not a curated record. The transcript has 66 exons. The coding region runs from base 98 to 10687 and encodes 3529 amino acids. Lineage: Eukaryota; Metazoa; Chordata; Lepidosauria; Squamata; Eublepharidae. Gene Ontology annotation, molecular function: metal ion binding; protein binding.
UCCCCUCUCCCCCUCCGCCCCGGCUGGAGGGGCGGCCACGGAGCGACCUCCUUUCCCUUCCCUUCGGAUAAAAGGAGUAUUUCGGAAAUCGGCAAAGAUGAAUAUGGUGAAAAGGAUUAUGGGUCGGCCUCGGCAGGAGGAAUGCAGCCCUCAGGAUAAUGCUUUAGGUUUGAUGCACUUGCGUCGACUUUUCACAGAACUGUGUCAUCCUCCUCGUCACAUGACUCAGAAAGAACAGGAAGAGAAGCUUUACAUGAUGCUGCCAGUCUUUAACAGGGUAUUUGGAAAUGCUCCUCCAAGUACGAUGAUAGAAAAGUUUUCAGAUCUCCUUCAGUUUACAACACAAGUGUCAAGAUUAAUGGUGACUGAAAUUCGACGGAGGGCCUCUAACAAGUCUACAGAGGCUGCAAGCCGUGCCAUAGUUCAAUUUCUGGAGAUCAAUCAGAGCGAAGAAGCCAGUAGAGGAUGGAUGUUGCUUACUACAAUUAAUUUGCUAGCUUCAUCUGGACAGAAAACAGUGGAUUGCAUGACUACUAUGUCGGUGCCUUCCACCCUUGUGAAAUGUCUCUAUCUGUUUUUUGACCUUCCACAUGUGCCUGAGGCAGCUGGAGGAGCCCAAAAUGAACUGCCUCUAGCUGAGCGCAGAGCACUACUGCAGAAAGUGUUUGUUCAGAUCUUAGUGAAACUGUGCAGCUUUGUGUCCCCGGCGGAAGAGCUUGCUCAGAAGGAUGAUCUCCAGCUUCUAUUCAGUGCAAUAACCUCAUGGUGCCCUCCCUAUAACCUGCCUUGGAGGAAAAGUGCAGGGGAAGUACUCAUGACCAUAUCACGUCACGGCCUUAGUGUCAAUGUAGUGAAAUACAUUCACGAAAAAGAAUGCCUGUCAACAUGUGUCCAGAACAUGCAGCAAUCGGAUGACCUUUCUCCCUUAGAAAUAGUUGAGAUGUUUGCAGGCCUUUCUUGCUUCCUCAAAGAUUCCAGCGACGUUUCUCAAACACUGUUAGAUGAUUUUAGGAUAUGGCAAGGCUAUAACUUCCUCUUUGAUCUCUUACUCAGGUUAGAACAAGCAAAAGAAGCCGAAUCCAAGGAUGCUUUGAAAGAUCUGGUUAAUCUGAUAACCUCAUUAACAACAUACGGAGUCAAUGAAUUAAAACCCGCCGGUGUUACGACAGGGGCACCUUUUCUGUUGCCUGGAUUUGCAGUUCCACAGCCUGCAGGCAAAGGCCACAAUGUGAGAAAUAUCCAAGCAUUCUCUGUCCUACAAAAUGCUUUUCUGAAGGCAAAAACUAGCUACCUUGCACAAAUUAUCCUUGAUGCCAUCUUAAAUAUAUACAUUGCGGACAAUGCCAACUACUUCAUCCUGGAAUCCCAACACACUUUGUCCCAGUUUGCCGAGAAAAUUGCUAAGCUUCCAGAAGUACAGGCCAAAUACUUUGAGAUGCUUGAAUUUGUUGUCUUUAGCUUGAAUUACAUACCUUGCAAAGAACUUAUUAGUGUCAGCAUCCUCUUAAAAUCCAGCGCCUCUUACCCAUGUAGCAUCAUUGCAAUGAAGACAUUGCUGAAAUUCACACGCCACGACUACAUCUUUAAGGACGUCUUCAGGGAGGUGGGACUCCUGGAGGUCAUGGUGAACCUCCUACAUAAGUAUGCAGCUCUUUUGAAAGAUCCUACACAGGCACUGAAUGAUCAAGGGGACUCAAGGAACAACAGUUCAUUUGAAGACCAAAAGCAGCUGGCUUUGCUGGUUAUGGAAACCUUGACAGUACUGCUCCAAGGUUCGAACACCAAUGCAGGUAUCUUCAGGGAGUUUGGCGGAGCCAGGUGUGUGCACAACAUAGUAAAAUAUCCACAAUGCAGGCAACACGCGCUGAUGAUAAUCCAGCAGCUGGUGCUGUCACCAAGUGGUGAUGAUGACAUGGGUACCCUUUUGGGAUUGAUGCACUCUGCUCCACCUACAGAAUUACAGUUGAAGACUGACAUAUUAAGGGCCCUGCUGUCUGUGCUAAAAGAGAGCCAUCGCACAAGAACAGUUUUCAGGAAAGUUGGUGGGUUUGUGUACGUCACAUCGUUACUUGUUGCCAUGGAAAGGUCCUUGUGUUCUCCACCCAAGAACGGCUGGGAGAAAGUGAACCAGAACCAAGUGUUUGAACUUCUCCACACUGUUCUCUGCACCUUGACUGCGGCAAUGCGCUACGAGCCGGCCAACUCGCACUUCUUCAGAACAGAGAUCCAAUAUGAAAAGUUGGCAGAUGCAGUGAGGUUGCUUGGCUGCUUCUCAGACUCCAGGAAGAUAAGCCCCUUGAACAUCUUCCCCUCCAACAUCCAGCCAUUUCAAAGACUGCUAGAAGAUGAUCUGAUCUCUGUGGAUUCUGUGUCACCCACUUUAAGGCACUGCAGUAAACUCUUUAUUUACCUCUACAAAGUAACAACAGACUCUUUUGACAGUCGUGCUGAACAGAUCCCUCCUUGCCUGACAAAUGAGACUUCUCUCCCCUCUCCUUGGGGCACACCAGCUUUGUCCAGGAAAAGACAUGCAUAUCACUGUUCGUCAACACCUCCAGUAUUCCCUCCCAAAAACUCUGGAGAUUUGAAGCUGCACAAAGGAACUGUGCCUCUGCAGAGCUUGGAUGCAGUCAUUAUUCAUCCUGGAGCCAUGCUUUCCAUGUUAGACCUCCUAGUCUCUGUUGGGUCAACUACUCAGCCGGAACAUGCCCUAGAUCUUCAGCUUGCAGUGGCCAACAUUUUGCAGUCUCUAGUGCACACAGAAAGAAAUCAACAAGUCAUGUGUGAAGCUGGACUCCACGCUCGACUUCUCCAGAGAUGCAGCGCUGCUCUUGCUGAUGAAGACCAUUCCUUGCAUCCACCACUCCAGAGGAUGUUUGAAAGGCUGGCCUCUCAAGCCCUGGAACCAGUGGUGCUGAGGGAAUUUUUACGUUUGGGAAAUCCUCUGAAUUGUGGCGCCUGGGACAAAAAGCUGUUGAAACGAUACAGAGUGCAUAAGCCAAGCUCAUUAAGUUAUGAGCCAGAGAUGAGAAAUAGCAUGGUUACAUCAAUGGAAGGUCUGGGUACUGACUGUGUGUUCAGCUUACAUGAAGAUAAUCACUAUCGAAUAAGUAAAAGCCUUUUAAAACCAGCAGAAGCAAGCACAGUACCCCUGACAAGAGUGAAAUGUUUGGUCUCCAUGACAACUCCACAUGAUAUUAGGCUUCAUGGAUCAUCAGUUACGCCUGCAUUUAUUGAAUUUGACACAUCUCUUGAAGGGUUUGGCUGUCUCUUCUUGCCAAGCUUGGCACCUCACAAUGCACCGACCAACAACGUUGUUACAACAGGUCUUAUUGAUGGCACUGUGGUCAGUGGAAUUGGGACUGGAGAGAGGCUUUUCCCACCACCAUCUGGUUUGAGCUACUCAAGCUGGUUUUGCAUAGAACAUUUUAGUACAUCCCCAAAUCAUCAUCCAGUCAGACUUCUUACUGUUGUAAGACGAGCGAACAGCUCAGAGCAACACUACAUAUGCCUUGCUAUAGUUCUCUCUGCAAAAGACCGGUCACUGAUUGUAUCAACUAAAGAGGAGCUACUUCAGAACUACGUUGAUGAUUUCAGUGAAGAAUCCUCUUGCUAUGAAAUUCUCCCUUGCUGUGCUCGGUUUCGUUGCGGAGAACACAUUAUUGAAGGCCAGUGGCAUCAUAUGGUUCUGGUAAUGAGCAAAGGCAUGUUGAAAAACAGCACUGCUGCACUCUAUAUUGACGGGCAGCUUAUUAACACAGUCAAGCUUCACUAUAUUCACAGUAGCCCCGGAGGUUCAAGUUGUGCCAAUCCACCAGUGGUUAGCACAGUUUAUGCCUAUAUAGGCACACCACCUGCUCAGCGCCAGUUGUCCUCUCUGGUGUGGCGUUUGGGGCCAACUCAUUUCGUAGAAGAAGUGCUGCCUUCUUCAAGCAUUAGCGCAAUUUAUGAAUUGGGACCAAACUAUGUUGGAAGUUUUCAAGCAGUAUACGUACCAUGUAAAGAUUCCAAGCCCGAAGGAGUCAGUCCCUGUCCAGUAGCUUUGGUACCAGAGGAAAAAGUCUCUUUCGGUCUCUAUGCACUCUCCGUUUCCUCACUGACUGUGGCGAGGAUUAGAAAAGUUUAUAACAAAUUGGACAGCAAGGCCAUUGCAAAGCAGUUGGCUGUUUCAUCUCAUGAGAAUGCCACUCCAGUGAAGCUACUGCAUAAUUCAGGAGGACACCUGAAUGGAUCUGCACGUACCAUCGGCGCAGCUCUGAUAGGAUACUUGGGAGUAAGAACAUUUGUCCCUAAGCCUGUUGCCACUACAUUACAGUACAUAGGUGGAGCAGCUGCCAUUCUGGGUCUAGUAGCCAUGGCCUCGGAUGUAGAGGGACUGUAUGCUGCUGUGAAGGCCCUUGUAUGUGUGGUAAAGAGCAACCCUCUGGCUAGCAAAGAAAUGGAAAGAAUCAAAGGUUAUCAGUUACUGGCAAUGCUGUUAAAGAAGAAACGCUCUCUUCUGAAUAGCCACAUUCUUCAUUUGACCUUUUCUUUGGUGGGGACUGUUGACAGUGGACAUGAAACAUCAAUUAUUCCAAAUUCAACUGCCUUCCAGGACCUGCUUUGUGACUUCGAGGUUUGGCUUCAUGCACCUUAUGAACUUCAUCUUUCAUUAUUUGAACAUUUCAUUGAACUUCUGACUGAAUCCAGUGAAGCCGCAAAGAAUGCUAAAUUGAUGAGAGAGUUCCAACUCAUCCCAAAACUGCUGCUAACUCUUCGAGAUAUGUCUUUGUCUCAGCCAACUAUUGCUGCCAUUAGCAAUGUACUGAGUUAUUUGCUUCAAGGGUUCCCAAGCAGCAAUGAUCUACUCAGGUUUGGACAGUUCAUCUCCUCUACUCUGCCUACAUUUGCAGUCUGUGAGAAAUUUGUAGUCAUGGAGAUGAACAGUGAAGAAAAGCUUGACACUGGAACAGAGGAGGACUUUGGAGGUCUUGUUAGUGCAAAUCUUAUUCUUCUGAGGAACAGACUGCUGGAUAUCUUGCUUAAACUUGUGUACACAUCUAAAGAAAAAACAAGUGUCAACCUGCAGGCUUGUGAAGAACUGGUCCGAACCCUUGGAUUUGACUGGGUUAUGCUGUUUAUGGAAGAGCAUCUACACCCCACCACAGUGACUGCAGCCAUGAGAAUCCUGGUGGUCUUGCUGAGCAAUCCAGCUAUUCUCAUCAAGUUCAAGGAAGGUCUUAGUGGUGGAGGAUGGCUUGACCAGACAGAUUCUGUCUUGACAAACAAGAUUGGAACGGUGCUUGGCUUUAACGUGGGCAGGAGCGCAGGCGGCAGAUCGACUGUCAGGGAAAUUAACCGGGACGCUUGUCAUUUUCCAGGCUUUCCGGUUCUUCAGUCCUUUCUGCCUAAGCACACUAAUGUACCGGCACUCUAUUUCCUUCUCAUGGCACUUUUCCUGCAGCAGCCAGUCACUGAACUGCCUGAAAACCUGCAGGUCAGUGCACCUGUCAUCACCAGCCGAUGUAAUCAGGGUUGCCAGUUUGACUUGGAUUCAAUUUGGACAUUUAUAUUUGGUGUUCCUGCUUCAAGUGGCACAGUGGUCUCUUCAAUUCACAAUGUUUGCACAGAAUCUGCAUUCUUAUUACUGGGAAUGCUCCGGAGUAUGUUGAAUUCACCUUGGCAGUCGGAAGAAGAGGGUUCUUGGCUUCGUGAAUAUCCAGUCACUUUGAUGCAGUUCUUUCGCUACUUAUAUCACAAUGUUCCUGAUCUGGCUUCAAUGUGGAUGAGCCCAGAGUUCCUUUGCGCAUUGGCAGCCACUGUGUUCCCUUUCAAUAUCCGGCCAUACUCAGAAAUGGUUACUGAUUUGGAUGACGAAGUUGGAUCCCCAGCUGAAGAAUUUAAAGCAUUUGCCUCCGAUACAGGGAUGAACCGGAGUCAAUCAGAAUAUUGCAAUGUAGGGUCCAAGACCUACUUGACAAACCAUCCUGCUAAGAAGUUUGUGUUUGACUUCAUGCGUGUGCUGAUAAUUGAUAACCUCUGCCUUACACCUGCAAGCAAGCAGACUCCACUAAUAGACCUUCUUCUGGAGGCCUCUCCUGAGAGAUCAACAAGGGCACAGCAGAAAGAAUUUCAGACCUAUAUUUUGGACAGUGUAAUGGACCACUUGCUUGCUGCUGAUGUUUUACUGGGUGAGGAUGCAUCUCUACCUAUUACAAGUGGAGGAAGCUACCAAGUCCUUGUCAACAAUGUGUUCUAUUUCACACAGCGAGUAGUGGAUAAGCUUUGGCAAGGCAUGUUUAAUAAGGAAUCCAAGCUGCUUAUAGAUUUCAUAAUCCAGUUAAUUGCACAGUCAAAAAGGAGGUCUCAGGGAUUAUCGCUUGAUGCCAUUUAUCACUGCCUGAAUAGAACCAUCUUAUACCAGUUCUCGAGGCCGCACAAAACUGUUCCCCAGCAAGUUGCUCUCCUUGACUCGCUAAGGAUGCUCACUGUUAAUCGAAACUUGAUCCUGGGACCUGGAAAUCAUGACCAAGAGUUCGUCAGCUGCUUGGCUCAUUGCUUGAUUAACUUGCACGCAGGCAGCAGCGUAGAUGGCUUUGGCCUGGAAGCGGAAGCCAGGAUGACUACUUGGCACAUCAUGAUCCCUUCUGACAUAGAGCCAGAUGGAGUCUACAGUCAAGAUGUUAGCGAAGGUCGCCAGCUUCUCCUAAAGGCUGUGAAUCGUGUGUGGACAGAACUAAUUUACAGCAAGAAGCAGGUUUUGGAGGAGGCAUUCAAAGUAUCCCUCCCUGUCAAUGACAGAGGACAUGUGGAUAUUACGCUGGUGAAGCCCCUUGUUGAAGAAGCCAGUUUAAAGUGUUGGCAGAAUCAUUUGGCUCAUGAAAAGAAAUGCAUCAGUAGAGGAGAAGCAUUGGUUCCAACAACACAGUCCAAACUUUCACGAGUCAGCAGUGGUUUUGGUCUUUCCAAGCUAACUGGAUCAAGAAGAAACCGAAAAGAAAGUGGGCUUAAUAAACAUAAUCUGUCCACACAGGAAAUCUCUCAGUGGAUGUUUACGCACAUUGCAGUAGUUCGAGACUUGGUGGACAUGCAGUAUAAAGAAUAUCAAGAGCGUCAACAAAACGCAUUGAAGUAUGUGACAGAGGAGUGGUCUCAAAUUGAAUACGAGUUAUUACGGGAAAGAGGAUUGUGGGGUCCCCCCAUUGGCUCUCAUCUAGACAAAUGGAUGCUGGAGAUGACAGAAGGGCCCUGCCGGAUGAGGAAGAAGAUGGUGCGAAAUGACAUGUUUUAUUUUCAGUAUCCUUACAUUCCAGAUACUGAACAUGAGACAAAUAUACUGUCUGACGUCUCAAGUAAACCUCCUGAGACACCUGAUGAUACCAUUCCUCAAAAGAAACCAGCUCGCUACCGAAGAGCUAUAAGCUACGAUAGCAAAGAAUACUACAUGCGUUUAGCUUCUGGAAACCCUGCUGUUUUCCAAGAUACUAUUGAAGAAAGCUCUGAAGGAGAAGCUGCUCAGCAGGAGCCAGAACAUGGUGAAGACACAAUUGCAAGAGUUAAAGGUCUUGUUAAACCUCCCCUGAAGAGAUCUCGUUCUGCACCUGAUGGUGGGGAUGAGGAGAAUCAGGAGCAGCUGCAAGAUCAGAUUGCUGAGAGUAGCUCCAUAGAUGAAGAGGAGAAAACUGAUAACACAACUUUGCUUCGACUGCUUGAAGAAGGCGAGAAGAUUCAACACAUGUACCGCUGUGCUCGAGUUCAAGGCUUAGACACCAGCGAAGGGCUCCUUCUCUUUGGUAAAGAGCACUUUUAUGUGAUUGAUGGAUUUACAAUGACUGCCACCAGGGAAAUACGGGACAUUGAGACCUUACCUCCAAAUAUGCACGAGCCAAUUAUACCUAGGGGAGCACGACAAGGUCCAAGUCAGCUUAAAAGAACAUGCAGUAUUUUUGCGUAUGAAGAUAUCAAAGAGGUGCACAAAAGAAGAUACCUGUUACAGCCAAUUGCUGUCGAAGUGUUCUCAGGAGAUGGACGCAACUACCUUCUUGCUUUUCAGAAAGGAGUUAGAAAUAAAGUCUACCAGAGGUUUUUGGCUGUAGUUCCAUCUUUAACUGACAGCUCAGAAUCUGUGUCUGGACAGCGACCCAACACCAGCGUAGAACAAGGGUCUGGCUUGCUGAGCACCCUAGUAGGAGAAAAAUCUGUCACACAAAGGUGGGAGAGAGGCGAAAUCAGUAAUUUCCAAUACCUGAUGCAUUUAAACACUUUGGCUGGCCGAUCUUAUAAUGACCUCAUGCAGUAUCCUGUUUUCCCGUGGAUUCUUUCAGACUACGACUCAGAGGAGCUGGACCUUACCAACCCCAAGACAUUCAGAAACCUUGCUAAGCCAAUGGGGGCACAGACCGAUGAAAGGUUAGCUCAGUAUAAGAAGCGCUACAAAGACUGGGAAGAUCCUAAUGGUGAAACCCCAGCAUAUCAUUAUGGCACACACUAUUCGUCUGCAAUGAUAGUAGCUUCAUAUCUUGUGCGAAUGGAGCCCUUCACACAGAUAUUUUUAAGGCUGCAGGGCGGCCACUUUGACCUGGCUGAUAGAAUGUUUCACAGCGUGCGUGAAGCCUGGUACUCAGCAUCAAAGCACAACAUGGCGGAUGUCAAGGAGCUCAUCCCAGAAUUCUUCUACCUCCCAGAGUUAUUGCUCAACUCCAACAACUUUGAUUUAGGUUGCAAGCAGAACGGCACAAAACUUGGGGAUGUAAUACUUCCCCCAUGGGCUAAAGGGGAUCCCCGUGAAUUUAUCAGAGUUCAUCGGGAGGCUUUGGAAUGUGAUUUUGUGAGUGCACACCUACACGAGUGGAUUGAUUUAAUCUUUGGCUAUAAACAGCAAGGACCUGCUGCAGUAGAAGCUGUGAAUGUCUUCCAUCACCUUUUCUAUGAGGGGCAAGUGGACAUAUACAACAUAAAUGAUCCAUUAAAAGAAACAGCUACCAUUGGAUUCAUUAAUAACUUUGGGCAGAUACCUAAGCAGUUGUUUAAGAAACCUCAUCCACCAAAGCGAGUGAGAAGCCGAAUGAAUGGGGAUUUAACUGGGAUUUCUGUCCCACCCGGUGCUGCAAGCGACAAGAUCUUCUUCCAUCACUUAGACAACCUCAGGCCUUCCCUUGCACCAGUAAAAGAGCUUAAGGAGCCCGUAGGGCAAAUAGUAUGCACUGACAAAGGAAUUCUGGCAGUAGAACAGAAUAAAGUGCUCAUCCCACCAGCCUGGAAUAAAACAUUCGCUUGGGGUUACGCAGAUCUCAGCUGCAGGCUAGGAGCCUAUGAAUCAGACAAGGCAGUGAUUGUUUAUGAAUGCCUAUCAGAAUGGGGACAGGUUCUCUGUGCAAUCUGCCCAAAUCCCAAACUGGUCAUCACUGGAGGAACCAGCACAGUUGUUUGUGUAUGGGAAAUGGGCAACUCCAAGGAAAAAGCCAAAGCACUCACUCUUAAGCAGGCUCUGCUCGGCCAUACAGAGACAGUCACAUGUUUAACAGCCUCACUAGCCUACCACAUCAUUGUGAGUGGAUCCCGUGACCGUACCUGCAUCAUCUGGGAUUUGAAUAAACUCUCCUUCCUAACCCAGCUUCGAGGUCACCGGGCCCCCGUUUCAGCACUCUGCAUUAACGAACUAACGGGUGAUAUUGUAUCCUGUGCUGGCACUUACAUCCAUGUAUGGAGCAUUAAUGGGAAUCCCAUAGUGAGCGUGAACACUUUCACUGGACGCAGCCAGCAGAUCCUGUGUUGCUGCAUGUCCGAAAUGAAUGAAUGGGAUACUCAGAAUGUUAUUGUGACCGGGCAUUCGGAUGGGGUAGUCCGAUUCUGGCGAAUGGAGUUUCUGCAGGUCCCAGAAACGCCUGCACCAGAACCAGCGGAGGUGCUCGAGAUACAGGAAGAGUGUCCAGAGACACAAAUAGCAGGGCAGGAAGCCCCGGAUGAGGAGAGCAGUGACUCGGAAGCAGAAGAGCAGGGCCUCAGCCAGGACCCCAAGCUGCAGGAGGCCCCGAACCAGCAAGGGGGCACCAGCCACAGGCCUCGGUCGGCCUCAAGCCGAGCUACAGCUGCAUGGUCGGCCGACAGCAGCUCUGAUGACUCGAGGCGUUGGUCUGACCAGCUCAGCUUGGACGAGAAGGAGGGUUUCAUCUUUGUGAACUACUCUGAUGGGCAGGCAAAGGGAUACCCCCACCCUCAGGCUAACCACCCACAUCCCAACCAGGGGGAAUUACGGCAUUACAGCAAGCUCAAGCCAGGCUACAGGUGGGAGCGUCAGCUAGUAUUUAGGAGCAAGCUAACUAUGCACACCGCCUUUGAUCGCAAGGACAACGCACAUCCGGCCGAGAUCACAGCAUUAGGCAUUUCCAAAGACCACAGCAGGAUUCUUGUAGGCGACAGCAGAGGCAGAGUGUUCAGCUGGUCGGUGAGUGACCAACCCGGUCGUUCUGCAGCAGACCACUGGGUGAAAGACGAGGGAGGAGACAGUUGUUCCAGCUGCUCUGUCCGGUUCUCUCUCACUGAAAGACGUCACCACUGCAGGAACUGUGGGCAGCUCUUUUGUCAGAAGUGCAGUCGCUUUCAGUCUGAAAUCAAGCGUUUGAAAAUCUCUUCCCCGGUGCGGGUUUGCCAGAACUGUUACUACAACCUGCAGCACGAGCGAGGCCCCGAAGAGGGAUCCUGGAAUUAGCAGGGCAGAACUGCACAGUGCACUUGCUGGGACCCUGAGAACUCAGUGACUUCAUGACAGGAAUGAGUAGCACAUUCGGAAGGGAAUUGCCGCGCUAGCCCUUCACGCACUUCAUCGUUGGACUGUGCACUGAAGCACUGCAGGAGAAAGGGAUCAUUGAUUUCAAAUGUACAUUGGCAAGACAUGGGAAUGAAGAGAUUCACACUGUCCAUGAGUGUCAGCCAGGAGGCAAGAGGGCCACGGCAUCUGCAGUUGAAUCACCGAGGCCCACCUGGUCCCGGUCAGCAUGGCUCCAAGGAACACCCACCCAUCCUUUCAAACAUCUCUUCUUCUGUCUUGGUUUUGUAGAGCUAGUCACCUUAUUUGUGUUGCGGGAAGGAGGCAGCUUUUUAGAAAAUAGUUGUAAAUCUGCCUUCUUUGCAAGCAAACUGUGGAUAUUGUAAAUAGAUAUAAUGGCCUUUUUAUCUAAAUAUGAACUUAACUGCCUGUUACAUGGGACUUCAGAUCAACCACUAUACUUUCUGGCUCUUUAGCUCAUCUAUCUACUUAAAUAUGAUUUUUUUUAUAAAAAGAAAAAGCAUCAAGAGGCAUUACUGGUAUUUUCAGUUGGAUUUUCCUUUCUUUUCACUACAGGCUGCAUGUUUGUCUUUUCAGUUACUUGUGUUAUCUUAAUUUAAACCAGGCUUUUCUGAGAGAAAAGGGAAAUAAAAAUAACAAAAACCAACCUGUUUUCUGGCUGCAGGGUUGCGGGGGAUAGGACUUGGAAUAUUUUAUUCUAAACUGUAAGAUAACAAGGACCCUCUUCGGUUGCAUUACUUUUUAUACUGAAGCUCUUUAGCAACUCUGUCUUGGUAUUUAAAUAAGGUCUCUUUUUCUACACUGUGGACUUGCUCUUGGACUCAUUCUUUACAACUGUAGCAAUCAGCUGACCCAGAUAUUGCAAAAGGCCAGCUGUGACUUCAGAUAGUAGUAAAUGGCUUGCAUGAGAACCCCCCCCCCCCCUCACACACACACACACUGCAGAAGAAAAUGAAAUAGUUGCAACACGCCGUAUUUUCUCGGUUAGGUAUUGGCUGCAGAAGUGGCUUGCAGUCUUUGCUCUAACUACAACUGGGUAAUGCUGAUUCUAGGCAUAAUUAACAUUUCUGUUGCAGCUCUCCCACCCCCUGGAAAUGAAUGGGAAUAAUGCAAGAUCCAGUGGCCCAUUUUCCAUGUACUUCAAUGAGGUUUGUUUCUUCUCCGCAGCCUAUGCGAAAUGCAUUACACCAUUAACUUCGGGGACAUUAACUUUCUUUGGAGAAGUUCCAUCUGGCAGGUUGGCAUUUCAGAUCUAUAGUCUGUGCUUUAUUUAAAAGUUACUCUUUUUUCAGUGCACGAUAUGCCCCUGCUCAUAGAGUUGGAAACUCUGUGGGCAUGAGGUUUUCAAAAGUGGCAGUUUAUUAUUUUUUUCAGCACAAGGUAUAGAUUCUGUCAAUAGGUAAUGAGAUGCAUUUGUCUUGAAAGUUGUUAAUCAUGGUCACAGGAGACCUACUGUGGGCAGAGAGGGGUCAAAAACGAUCACCACCGAAACCACAGCCCACUGGAAAGUGAAAAUGAAGAGAAGUGAUACUGGGAGGUAAAGCAGAGGAAAACUGGUUUUGUACCACUUUGGAGGGAGCCUUUACAUUGAUCGGAGAUGCUUGCACAGGGAACAGGGGAGCCCUCCACCCCCACAGCUUCUGACAAUGGUGUGAUUCUUCUUUAGGAGUUAAUUACAGCUCAUUGGCAAUUUAGUCUACUUAAUCAUCCUUGGUAAGAAAUUUAUACACUGAGUAGAAGGUUGACAAUGUAUUUUGAAAACAUCUUUCUAACAGCUGUGACAGGACAAAUUCAAUCUCUUGUCAAAAUUCAUUGAGUUUGAAAUUCUCUGCAAGCUCCCUCAACCCACAGCAUUUCCAUUUCUUCAACAGAUACUCUGCCUAGUUUAACUUGGGAAUCUGUCUCUUUAACUUGAAGGGGAAAAAUAAUUUUUUAUUCCAAAUGAAACUCUAAGCACUGGAGGGCACUAACAUGAACAAUGCAACUAAUGCUGGGUCAUUAGAAAAUGGCAGGAUGUGUGGAUGUUUACUGUGUUCUCUUUUGUAAAAAAAAAAAAGUAUGUGUGUGAACUUCA